Amborella trichopoda is the source of this 516-nucleotide messenger RNA. RefSeq lists its product as uncharacterized. The record is from RefSeq and is a predicted model, not a curated record. Lineage: Eukaryota; Viridiplantae; Streptophyta; Magnoliopsida; Amborellales; Amborellaceae.
AUGGAGAAGGGUGGUGUAAUAACUUUCCUCUUGCUCUUAAUUCAACUAGGAGCCAUCCUCCCUUCUCUCUCUUGCCCAACUUGUCCUACACCACCGAGCUACAAACCACCCCAUGUCCCCAAACUACCCCCUAAGCGCCCACCUAAGAUUUUGCCCCCACCCUAUGUCAAGCCCAAUCCACCACCAAAGGUGGAGACACCAUGUCCACCACCACCACCAACAUAUAAGCCAUUUCCUCCACCAACACCAAAGAAACCAGAGACUUGUCCCAUUGAUGCUUUAAAGCUUGGAGCCUGUGUUGAUUUACUUGGUGGGCUUGUUCAUUUGGUGAUCGGCGAGCAGGUGAACAAGAAUUGCUGCCCUCUUGUGCAGGGGGUUGCGGAUUUGGACGCAGCCUUGUGCUUUUGUACCACCAUUAAGGUAAAAGCUUUGAACCUGAAUGUGGUUCUGCCGCUCGCGCUUCAGGUGCUGGUUGGGUGCGGGAAGUCAGUGCCCCCUGGGUUCAAUUGUCCAUGA